AUGUCUUCUCAAUCUGCUUCUGCUGCGGCUGCCAACCAGGCUCUCAUCGCUCUUGUCGCCCGGCUCGAUGACAUGGUUCAAGAUGUUCUCCGGUCGCAGUCUCAGGAUGAGAAAAUGGAGUUGAGCCGCGAGAUUGCUCGUGAAGUGAAUGUCGUGAUUCGUUCAUAUGGGAGGGAUGCUUCAUAUGUUCCCCCUGGCCUGCUGUCACUUGCAGCUGAGAUCUUUCGUGCUCAGAGGCACACCUCACAAUUGGUGGUAGUACCAGAUUGGAACCAUCUUGGUAACAAUCAGGAUAUGUGCAUGAAGCAUCCAUUGUACAGUAAGACAUUGGGUCAUACGCCGCCUGCUUCACCUGCAGCUACUGCUCCUGCAUCUGCACCUGCACCUGCACCGGUACCUACUCCUGCACCGGUACCUGCCCCACCACUGGUACCUGCCCCACCACCGGUACCUGCCCCACCACCGGUACCUGUUCCAGUACCGGCACCAGCCUCUGCACCGACACCGGCACCACACAUCAGCAUUCGCAUACCUAAAGAUGUGCCACCCGGUGGGACAGCAACAGCCGGGACAUCAACAAACUGGAAACACUGGCUCAGCAGCCCCCCUUUGCCCCGUGUCAACCGGGCCCGUAAGCCUGCACCAAAGUCGAAGGCAAUUUUGUCUGACACUGACACUACCGACAAUGACAAGGCAAAGGGGAAGGGGAAGGAGAAGGGGAAGGGGAAAGGGAAGGCAAAGGUACCAGAAGAUCAUGGCGAUGAGGAUGGCGAGGGGAUUGAUGUGGAUGAUCUUCUGGACGUUGAGCCACGGAAAUCAACUUGUCAGGCUGUCAUCGUUGUCAAAAAGAAGGGCAGUGCGUCGAAGGCAAGUCAGCGGGUUGUGAUUCAGGACGAUGAAGAGGAUGAAUUGGAGGAUGAGGAUGAUGAUACACAAGGCAGGCCAAAGGCAAGUUCAUUAUUUUACUUCACAUUUACCGGUCUAUCACUCAUCACGAUGCAGGCCACUGUCAGACCAGGGAAACGGCAAAAACUGUCCAUGCAGCCCAAGGGCAAGGCCACCAGCAAGGGCAAAGUGCCAGAACCGCCCCGCGUUGAUGAACCCCAUCCGCCUUGUGAUAGAUGUCUGGCCAAGAAUGUCGAGUGUUUCCCCCAAUUGACGAAGAAAGGUGAGAUCGCCUCGACUUGCUCAUUGUGCUAUCUGUGGAAGAUGGCAUGCAUCCGGACUAACACAGAGAGCGCACCCACCACCUCUGCCAACACCAUUACCCCCAUCACCGUCACUGCACCACCUGCAGUCACAGUAGCCACUCGCUCCAAGACCAUCCAGUCCAAAGCCACCGGAGAGAAGAUGAGUCGGAAAUCCAAGGCAAAAGGCAAGUCUUUUGUUUCCGGCAAGGAUAUCCGGCACCCAAGUCCUAUCGAAGAGGAGGACAACGUCGAUGAUGUCCAGAUGGUUGCUGCCAGCGGUUCUGCACAACAACCGGCCCCUUUGGCAUCCGCACACGAUUUCCCUCCUGAUCAUUGGGUGGAGCCUGGCAAUGAUGAGAUGCCACCUUCAUCACCGGCCAUGGCCUCGGAGGACAAUAUCCGGUUCUCGCCGUUACCGGUCGUUUUCAACCAUCCCUCUCCUGUCUCUCCUUCCGGACCCGGUCAUUCCACCCAAUACCCUCUCUCUCAUGACAAGAUGGAGGCCAUGUUGGCCCAAAUUCGCAUUGAGAUGGAGGAACUGCGCACACACGAUCGAAUGGAAAUUGACGUCCGGCAUGAUCGCUUGGAGAAUCGCAAGGACAUCGCCGAGGCAUCUGAUAGCGCCAUGUCCAUGCAGAUUGAUGACAUAGGGCGGGAUAUGCGUGUGCAGAAGGGACUCCUUGCUGAGUGCACGGCUGAAGUAAGAGGUAUUGUCAGGUAUCUGAGGGAGCAAAGAUCUACUCAGGUCACAGCAUCAACUCCACUGGCAUUUAAUCCACCCCCCAUGACAGCCCAUGACCCAUCUAUCAGUGCAUUUGCUCGCACUGUGACCAACAAUGUGUUCACUCCGGAUGUCUCUUGGAUGGGUGCCCAGACCGGUGGUGAUAUGUUGGGUGAUACUGCAGAUGGAUCACUGGUCGCAAGGCACAACCGGGUGCCAUCCAAUUCCACCAUCAUCCCUUCACUGACCAUGAGGGAAUCCGGCCCAUCUGUUCCUCCGGUUGGUGCACCACCUGUGCAAUCUCCUAUUCUCCUGGUUGCCGGGCCAUCAAAUGUGCCGGCUGAUGCCCAGUCCAUCUCAGCUCCUUUGCCAUGCCCGCACUUUGGACCUCUAUCGCACCAAGGUCGGUCAGUGAGUGCUAGGUAUCCAAGCAAGCCUUCCGGUGACGGGCCGACAUAA
Molecule: messenger RNA, 2370 nt
Organism: Suillus fuscotomentosus
Lineage: Eukaryota; Fungi; Basidiomycota; Agaricomycetes; Boletales; Suillaceae
Exons: 7
Coding region: 1-2370 (789 amino acids)
Source: RefSeq, a predicted model, not a curated record